This is a messenger RNA of Daphnia pulicaria, 4956 nucleotides long. RefSeq names its product protein dispatched homolog 1-like (gene disp). The transcript has 12 exons. The record is from RefSeq and is a predicted model, not a curated record. Lineage: Eukaryota; Metazoa; Arthropoda; Branchiopoda; Diplostraca; Daphniidae. Gene Ontology annotation, cellular component: membrane. Bases 738 to 4724 code for a protein of 1328 amino acids.
AAAUCUUUUAUAUAACUUGUCCAUUUCCCCUUUCAGCGCUGGUUUGAAUAAUGGAGUUUGGUUUUUUUCUCUUCAAUGGUGUGUCCUACACCUGAUGGAUGUGCGCGUGAGUGCGUGAGUCGAUCAAUCGAUCGCCCGUUGUUGUUGGCCAAGCCUGGCGCAUCAUUGAGGCUGAGAUCCGACAGAUGGCGUUGAUCUUCAAAAUAAGCCCAGUUCCCCUUCUCCUUUUUUUCUCCUUCAAGAAAAAUGCGAGAGGGGGGAAGGGUAGUAGAGCCUCCAUCUCUCCAGUCAGCAACAUCCGCUGGACUGAAAGCAGUCGACAAAUUCCUUUCUCCCCGUUCGGUUUGCUCCUUGUUCACGUCCUUCUUUUCUCACUCACGUCUACAAGGCCCGUUUGUUUUUUUGGAUGCCAUUCAACUCUAAUCUGAAAUACGAUCAACGCGGAUUUUCGCUUGGCUGUUGCUCGGCUCGUUUCAUCACGGGCCGCCCAUGAAAAGAAAUUGACGACUCGACUCUUUUUUCUUUCCUCUUUCCGAGUUGCCCGCCGCUGUGACACGACGGCAAACUUUUCAUCCAUCGAUCCGCUCCGAUCUCAAAGUUGCGGAAGGGGAGAGAAGAGAAAAACCCUCCGACGGAAUUGGUUUCUUUUUUUGAUAAGGCAACCGAGCAAUGCGGCAUCUCGUUUGUUGACGAUGGACUUUGGACCACCACAAGUCUGAAAUCAGCCGCCAGACUCCAUGUCCAUCAUGAACUGUUACGGACGGAUCCUGUCGGCCUAUCCGGCAGCCGUGGUCUCGGCCGUCGCCACCCUGUCCGUCGCCUGCCUCAUCGUCGUCUUCACUCUCCACUCGCUUCCAGAUUUCUCCGAUCCGCAAUUGGGGUUCGAGUGCCGCGGAACUGCGUUAUCACGUCGGGCCGUCGCCUGGGAAAAUCUUUUGCGGGCCAGCCAGCCAGCCGGACCUCUCAGCACCAAUCCGCUCGAGUCGACUGUGGCGGCCGGCACUUCCGCCGUGUCGUCGCUCAAGAGCAACGACACGCCCCGCAAGAAGAAGAAGAAGCAAAAAACGAAAUGGCAGCAGUCUGAGCGGAUCAACGGCAGCGACUCGACAAGUUCCGUGUCGUCGGCAAUGUCGUCGACGUGGGGGUCGGUGCGGACGCGGAGCAACAGCCUGGACCAAGACGGCCAUCGUGAGAGCAGCAGCAACCAAGCCAAAGCCAAUCAAGUCUGGCCGUCGCCGCAGACGAAUAAAUGGCAGACGAAAGCUGCUACUGCAAGUGGUGCUGCUGGCCAACAAGUCCAGCAACAUCCAUUUGAAGUUCUGCGCGGUCUGGAGAGCGGCGGUGGCUCCAAGGACGGGCAGCCGGCCAAUCACAGCCAUUUCCAGUGGGGCGAAUCCGUCACUCGUUCACCAGCUCAUCCCAUCCGACACAAACCCAUGUGGAGCCAGUUGCAACAGCUGGGCACUGCCGGACUGUUGCGAUCAGACGAGGACGAUCGAGACGACGACGACGAAGAAGAAGAAAACGAAAAGGAGACGGACCAGCAGAUGACGAAAGUCGGUCAUCCGUCUCACAAUCGGUUCUAUUUCUGCGACCAACCGCACGGUGAAUACGCUCACGUCAUUUUCGCCGCGGCCGGCCAGUCGCCAGGAGCGGCAACGAAUCGAUCCCUGUGGAAUGUCGAGUCGAUUCAAUCCAUGUGCCGGCUGGACGAGCUGAUGAGAUCUAGUCCACUCUUCCCGGCCAUCUGCCAGCAACCGGCUCAUCAGCACCAACCAGCCACCGGCCAGCCACAGCUACAGCAGCAGCAGUGCUGCCCUUCCUGGACGCUGGGCCACUAUGUAGCCUUGAUGAGGAAUCGCUCCACGUGUGCCGAUCUCGACGCCAACGACGUCACGGCGGCUUUCAACAUUCUCCAGGCUUGCUCCCGGCAUUACCACGGGCUCCAGCUCUCGCCCAACUGCGACGCCAUUGUCCAAGAAGGUUAUUCCAGUCAGCCGGACACUGCGGCGGCGGGGGAUUGCGGCCGAGACGUGCCUGAAAUGUGCACUCGCCACAAUGCCGUCUAUCACAUUUUUCACUAUUUGACGGACGCGGAAUUUUUAGUGGGCGGCCAGCCGCAUUUGCGCUACGCCGCCGUCUUCCUGCCGACGGCCCGCAGCACGGCCCUUUUGCCCUUUUUCCAUUGGCUCAGCAACUCGGCUGCUGGCCGCGACGGAGUUGGAGUCUGGCCGCUGGCCGACAACUGGACGCAAGUCGUGGCCAUGGACUUUGGCUUGAAGGAGGCCCUUUUCAACGAGUACGUCAUCCGCGACGUCCUCUACCUCAGCGUCGGCGCCGUCCUGGUCUGCACCUGCAUGUGGUGGUACACGGCCUCGCUGUUUCUCACCUUGAUGGCCAUCGUCUCGGUCGUCCUCUCGCUGGCCGUCGCCUAUUUCGUCUACACGUUCGUCUUUGAAUUGGAUUUCUUCCCCUUUAUGAACCUCCUGGCCGCCGUCAUUGUCGUCGGCAUAGGAGCAGACGACGUCUUUGUCUACGUCCAGGUCUGGCGCUGCGUCAAGCUGGACAAGGAUGGAACCACCCUGGCCAAAUUGGUGAUGGACACUCUAAGUCACGCCGGACUGUCGAUGCUGGUGACGUCGCUGACGACGGCGGCGGCUUUCUUCUCUUCUUUCAUCUGCCCAGUGACGGCCAUCCGUUGUUUCAGCCUUUUUGCCGGACUGACGAUCACGAUCCAUUUUCUCUUUAUGCUCUCCUGGCUGCCGGCCUCGGUCCUCUUGGCCGAGAAAUACUUUUCCGCGCCCGUUUGUCGCCACCCCGGCACAGCCAACGCCGCCACCGCCGCUGCCGUCGCCAGUAGACGGCCCGUUUUUGUCCUCCAUCCGUUUCGCAGCUGCUGGCGCACCACUAGCGAUCUGGGCCGCAUCACGUUCGACAAGAUUCUGCCCUGCAUCGUCGUCAAGUUGCGAUAUUUCUGGAUUGUCGUUUUGGGCGGAUUGGCCGUCGCUGCUGGUGUCGUCGUCUUCCAUUACCCGAAAUUGGAAUUACCAGACACGAAGGAAUUUCAAUUAUUCUCAUCCAACCAUCCGUUUGAACGAUACGAUUUGGAAUUCAAAAACGAAUUUUGGUUCGAGCGCUCGCAACGGGCCGAAUUGCUGGCCAAACUGCCGCUGCGCUUCGUGUGGGGCGUAGUCGACGAGGACAAUGGCAACUCACUGGACCCGUCGUCCAAGGGCUCGCUGGUUCUCGAUCCUGCCUUCAACAUGGCCGCUCCCGAGUCGCAGGAGUGGCUCUCGCACUUUUGCAAGGACAUCCGCGACCAGCCCUUUUUCCAGCCGACGCUCGGCCCGCUCCUGCCCAACUGCUUCAUCGAAACUUUCCAAUCUUGGAUGGACAGGCGUUGCGAGGAUUCGGUGGAUGGCAAGAACAGGACGCCGUGCUGCGAAGUCUCGACAUUCCCCUACAGCGAGCACGUCUUUAACCAGUGCAUCGUCCUGGCCGUCAAGGAUCUCUACGAAACGCCGGCCCAGUUUUUCCUGCCCGGAGUGGCCGGGCCGAGAUUCUCCAAAUCGACGCAGCGACUGGACGCCGUCGUCGUCGAAUACGACAGCAACGUCACUUUCUCGCUCUCCUACACGGAAAUGGACGCCUUCCGUCGCCAAGUUGACGACUGGAUGGAAGCCCAGCUGGCCUCGGCUCCGCCUGGUAUGAAGGGCGGCUGGUUCACCAGCGAUUUGGCCUUUUACGACGUCCAGCGCAGCUUAUCGGCCGGCACCGUUCACGCCAUCGCGCUGGCCAUGGCCAUCGCCCUGGUCGUUUUGAUUGGCGCCACCGGCAACCUGUGGCUGAGUUGCCUGUCGGUCGUUUGUUUGACGAGCGUCGUCCUGGUCUCAGUCGCCGUCCUCGUCCUCCUCGGCUGGAAAUUGAACAUUCUCGAAUCGGUUUCCGUCAGCCUGGCCGUCGGCCUCUCGGUCGAUUUCACGCUCCACUACGCCGUCGGCUACCGGCUCAGCGGCCAGGAGACGGACAGGGAGUCGGCCGUCGUCUUCUCACUGACGCGGAUGAGCAGUCCCAUCGCCAUGGCGGCCGUGACGACGCUGUCGGCCGGAGCGGCCGUGCUGCCAUCUAGCGUCAUCGCCUACCAGCAGAUUGGCACUUUUGUCGUCGUCGUCAUGGUGACGUCGUGGAUCUACUCGACGCUCUUCCUCCCGUCGCUCCUCAGAGUCUGUGGACCGCAGAACGGAUGCUCCCAAAUUCCCUCGUCCUCCUGUCUAGGCUCUGGCUGCUGUUGCUGCUGCUGCCCAGCCGGUCCGACCCAGCACGUCGAUAAAACCGUUUACAGUUACGGACUGUCCGAGUCGACCCUGUCCACGUCCAGCACCUCCUGUCCCAAUCCCAAUUCCAACAUUUCCACUGUCCAUUGCGAGACUCACGAACUGGAACCUCUCACGUCCAGCCAUCGAGUCAAAGCCGUUCGCUCGGUUGGCAACAACCGACCACGAUCCGGAAGCCUAGUGGCCGCCAACGACCAUCACUCCAGCGGGUCUACCACUGCUGCUGCUCCGGCAUCCGCCGCCGUCACGUUGAUUCAAAACGGGCGGAAAAUGAGGAAGAUUAGCCUGCCCAGCACGACGGCCCUGCUGGUGGCCGAAGCACAUGACCACCACCGCGAGCCCCAAGUCGUUUGCAUAGAAACUCUCAACUCGGACAUGUGGGCGGCGUGAACUAACGUCGUGAAUAUUUAAUUUCAAUAUUUAUUUCAAUGAAACUCCGUGUUGUUGUUUUUUUCAAAAAAAUUAUCCUGGGUUUUGUUUGUAUUUUUCAAUCCAGCGCUUUGAUAUUAUUGUUGACGUGUGAAAUUGAAAAGAAUCGAUGGAAGGGCUGACACUGUUAUAAAUAGUGCUGCAUUCACUCGUGCUGGUGGUGUUGAUCUCAAAUACACACAAACUCAUUUGA